AUGGCCUCCCUAACUCUCCCAUCUCUACUGCGCACAUCCACGCGCGCAUUGAGACGCAACCGUAUCCCCGCACUCAACCCAUGCUUCCGCUCAAUUUCAACGAAACACCCCGCGGGCUUCGUUCCGCCAUCAGAGGAUGAUCUAGUAGAGCUCCGAGAGCGUGUACAAGAUUUCACAAGGCGAGAGAUCUCAGCCGAGGUUGCUCAACGGACAGAUGAGCUCAAUGAGUUCCCGGCGGAGAUGUGGCAGAAAAUGGGCGAUGCUGGUUUCCUUGGUGUCACAGCAAACGAGGAAUAUGGCGGCUUGGGAAUGGGCUACCAAGCGCACUGUGUUGUGAUGGAAGAGAUUAGCCGCGCAUCAGGAAGCAUUGGUCUUUCCUAUGCCGCCCACUCCCAGCUCUGCGUGAACCAGCUGUCUCUCAAUGGCUCGACAGAACAAAAAGCGCGCAUUCUUCCAGGUCUACUCUCAGGUGAGAAGGUCGGUGCACUAGCAAUGUCGGAACAUUCAGCAGGCUCCGACGUCGUUAGCAUGAAGACGACAGCAAAAGAAGUGGAUGGAGGCUGGCUCUUGAACGGAACCAAAAUGUGGAUUACCAACGGCCCCGAUGCCGACUACAUUGUCGUUUACGCCAAGACAGAGCCAGAAUUGGGCUCCAAGGGAAUCACUGCGUUCAUCGUCGAAAAGUCGUUCAAGGGCUUCUCAUGUGCUCGCAAGCUAGACAAGCUCGGUAUGCGCGGUUCGAACACAGGCGAACUCAUCUUUGAAGAUGUGUUCGUUCCCAAGGAGAACCUUUUGGGAGAGGUGAACCGCGGUGUUCGUGUCUUGAUGGAAGGUUUGGACUUGGAGCGACUUGUCCUGAGUGCAGGACCACUAGGAAUCAUGCAAGCCGCACUUGACCUAGUUCUUCCUUAUACCCACGUCCGCAAGCAAUUUGGCACUCCAAUCGCCCACAACCAAUUGAUCCAAGGCAAGCUUGCGGAUAUGUAUACCAAGUUGGCUGCCUCACGCGCCUACACGUAUGCCACGGCUCGGCAGGUUGACAACGCCGCCGUGGCAUCUGGUGAAAUGACUGUCCGCACUCAGGACUGCGCCGGCGCCAUUCUCUAUGCCGCUGAACGCGCCACCGAGUGCACCCUCGACGCUAUUCAACUGAUGGGCGGCAGUGGAUACAUCAACGAGAUUCCAGCUGGUCGCUUGCUCCGAGAUGCGAAGCUGUAUGAAAUCGGUGCUGGUACUAGCGAAAUCCGUAGGAUGGUCAUUGGCCGCGCCUUCAACAAGGAGUUCGCCUAG
Molecule: messenger RNA, 1290 nt
Organism: Penicillium soppii
Lineage: Eukaryota; Fungi; Ascomycota; Eurotiomycetes; Eurotiales; Aspergillaceae
Exons: 6
Coding region: 1-1290 (429 amino acids)
Biological process (GO): L-leucine catabolic process
Molecular function (GO): flavin adenine dinucleotide binding; 3-methylbutanoyl-CoA dehydrogenase activity
Source: RefSeq, a predicted model, not a curated record